Messenger RNA from Closterium sp. Yama58-4, 672 nucleotides. The record is from the annotation of a GenBank genome assembly. Lineage: Eukaryota; Viridiplantae; Streptophyta; Zygnematophyceae; Desmidiales; Closteriaceae.
AUGCCGCGGUUUAAUCGCCGUGAGCAGCUUCCGCUGCACAUCAAGCGCGCAUUAUGCGCGCAUCACGUCGAGCACCCCCUCCUGCGUCACGUAGAUCUCGCCCGCUGGGUUUACGCCCAGUAUGGCCUGCGACCUGACCGCUCCACGGUCGGCCGCAUCCUGAAGAAUGCCGACCGUUGGGCGCUCACCGAACCCACUGCCGCUAAUCAAGUGCGCCGUCGCGGUGGCGCAUGGCCUGAGCUUGAGCAGGCCAUGGCGCGCUGGAUCGCCAACGCUGGCCCCGCGGGCGUACCACUCACUCUGCAGACGAUCCGCGACCACGUGGCGACCAUGGCGCGCAACAUGGGCAUUCCGCCCGUGUUCCGUUGCUCCAUUGGCUGGGUGCGCCGUGCGUUGCGGCGCCAGGGAGUGCGAUGCCGUGCCGCCACCGGCGAGGCGGCGAGCGCCGACAUGGCUGCUGUCAAGCGGGCAAGCCCCGCGCUCAAUCUCAACACGGCCCCGCCGCCCAGGCUUUCGCCUUUCGCAACUCCGCCGCCUGACACCCCGCGUCCGCGGGGCCGAGUGCUGCCUGGCUGGAUGACCCAGCCGUCCCGCCGUCAGCAGCUUCUGGACGGCGGGGUUGGCGCCGCGAUGGGCGGGUACGUGGAGGCGGCAGAAUGGAUGCAGGUGUGA